UCUUGAACAAUGUAACCACCGUCCCAUUGAAUUGUCCCCAACCCGUGAGACACAAGAAUGACGCCCCUCAAACGCCGCCGUCUCGACGCCACUGCGUCAACCCUUUCCAAACCCUUCAAGUCUCCUCUACGCCGACCACCCGCGACAGCAGCCGAAGCAGCAGCAGCACCCCACACUCCCACCAAGCACGAAGAACAGCCUUCAACAAGCACACCACAGGCCCAUUCCACCCCAGACACCAUCACCACCACUCCACGCACAGCAAUAACAACAACAACGUCAACCCCUACCCCAACCUCAAAGAGAAAGCACACGCCCCUCCUCCCCGCAGACCCCGCCCUCCUCCACCUCCAUAAACAGCAACGCGCAUUCCAAGCCCGUCUCUCAUCUCUGCGUUCCGAGCUCGACACCGCACAGCAGGCUCUCCGACUGGAAUGCUCCACCCAAGACGCCGAACUCGAGGUUCUGGUCGCAAAGUGGAGGGUUGUAGCGCAGAGUGCGGCGGAGGAGGUCUUCGAGGGGGCGAGCGAGCGUGUUGCGCGUAUGGGGGGCAUGAAAGCCUGGAGGGAGAGGAUGCGCGAGGGGAGGAUGGGAGGGUGGGGUGAGGAGCAGCAGGAACGGGGAGCAGGAGGGGAAGAGGAUGAUGAUGGGGAGGUGUUGGAGAGACAUGGCAGGCGUGGGAUGGAGGAUGAGAAGGGUGAGACGAGAGAUGGGGAUGAUGGUGAAGAUGAAGAGGAGUUUACGAUGGAUGUCAUGCUGAAGACGCUCAAUGUGGAUUUGAGGAUGAUUAGGUUUGAUAAGGGGCAGCAGAGGAAAUGUGACCACACCAAGCCUAUGUGCGGAGAAUGCCGCCGCAGAGGGACCGAAUGUUUACCUAUGAAAUCCCGCAAGGACGGUCAAGACAUCACCAUCCCAUUGGAGUAUCUGAAGCAGCUGGAGUCACGGAUUGCCGAGCUGGACCGUCCAUCGGCUGCGACGCAUGAUGUGGGUGUCCAGACGGACUUCUCGACCCAACAGCCCGGUCCCUCUACGGCGGCCUUAUCGGGCAUGGCCGAUAGCGCCCCCGGAGGUCUCCACCAGCAGGUGUUCGGCACACCAGAUGACUACUCGCAAAACGAUCUGCUGGGACACGUCGCAGCGUCGGAUCAGGACCUCCUGCGCGUAUCCGACAUGCGCUCCCACGCCCCCCGGCUGGAAGGAGCCCUGAUCUCGCGAUUGGCGUACGAGGUCUACCCAGACCGACCCGGCUGGGACUUCUACGCUGGCACCGAUGCCGGAUCGCCCCAGGCGGGAUAUCCUUUCUGGCAGGAGGAAGUAUACGCGAACCUGUACUUCUCCAUCACUCAUUGGGUGUGGCCGUUCCUGGACAGCGGCGCGUGGAAGACAUGGCGCCAAGAGUGGAACUCGGAUAGUGAGGCAGAUCAGUGGAAGGGCUUCCUCGUCAAGAUGGUGCUCGCCAUUGGGGCCUUGUCCUGCAACGUCUUACAACCGAGCCAGGGCCACUCGGCCCAUGCUGCGGAUCUCUAUACGGCCGCAAUGGCGUAUUACCCGUAUGUGAUGGGCCAUGAAUCUGCCAUCCUGCAGAUUCAGGCAUCCAUUCUCAUGGUACUGUAUGCCCUUCAAUGUCCCUCGGCGGAGGAGAUAUCGACAGCGGUCUCGUCUAUCGUACCGUUCUGCACGGCGACGGUGGCGGACAUGAGGAAGCAUGCUGCCUCUGGGAAUGGCGACGACCUAGGCCGUGCAGGGAGUCCGGGGGAGAUAUUGACCGAGACGUUAUUCAUCACAUGCUUCAUGUUGAAUGAGAUCGUCGUGUCGGGGUGGGACCGGCCGGUUUCCGCGUCUUAUCGAGCGAUUGACGAUGAUGUCUACUCCCUAGGAAACGAGGUGCCCUCGUCCUCGAGCACCAGCACGGCGCUGCGACACCUGUUCCGGCUACGCAAAAUCCAAGCCGACAUUCGACGGCAAUGGAGGGAGGUAUCAGGACAACAGCGGCCGAAUGAUACGAUGCUCAAAUCAGCCUUGGAUACGUGGAGGAACGAGAUCCCUCGGUAUGGGGUGGAAGAGGCAC
This is a messenger RNA of Aspergillus campestris IBT 28561, 2068 nucleotides long. RefSeq names its product putative DNA repair protein Dds20/Mei5. Gene Ontology annotation, molecular function: zinc ion binding; DNA-binding transcription factor activity, RNA polymerase II-specific. Lineage: Eukaryota; Fungi; Ascomycota; Eurotiomycetes; Eurotiales; Aspergillaceae. The transcript has 4 exons. The annotation marks the transcript as partial. The record is from RefSeq and is a predicted model, not a curated record. Gene Ontology annotation, biological process: regulation of DNA-templated transcription; DNA recombination.